Messenger RNA from Lodderomyces theae, 771 nucleotides. RefSeq lists its product as uncharacterized. The record is from RefSeq and is a predicted model, not a curated record. The transcript has 2 exons. Gene Ontology annotation, cellular component: cytoplasm. Lineage: Eukaryota; Fungi; Ascomycota; Pichiomycetes; Serinales; Debaryomycetaceae. The coding region runs from base 1 to 771 and encodes 256 amino acids. Gene Ontology annotation, biological process: post-chaperonin tubulin folding pathway; tubulin complex assembly.
AUGGAUUUAACAUCAUUCAACAAGCUACGAAUUGAUAUCAUUACAAGUACUUCACUUGAUCAAUUGCAACAGAUCCAACAAGACUUCCAAAAUCUCAUCGAUUCACAAGCACCAGGUACUAGUUUCACAAAGAAGUUGGAAACCGAAAAUGUCAACUCAAUACAUAGACUCAUACAGUCUAAACAAAAUCAACUAAGCAAAGUGAAUUUCAAGUUUGUAGGAGAGCCUCAACCUCCUACACCGAUCAAUAAAUCCAACCGUGAUUCCAACGUAUUUUCCGAUCUCAAGUACAAUUCCACAAGUGUGCUUGAUACAGAUUACAAAUGCGAAGCAGAUCACAUCUACAUAUCGAAGUUUUCCAAUAGUGUUGUUUCACUCGAAUCAAAGUCCAUAAGUCUACAAAGUGGACAAAAUUCAGUUUGCUAUUUGCAUUCAUCCGGCCCUGUAUUUGUCCAUGACGCUGUCAACUGCAUCCUUAUAAUCUCUUGUCAUCAGGCGAGGCUUCACAAACUACGAAACUCUUUGGUCAUUGUCCAAAAUAGAGAGAAGAGAAAGCCGAUAAUAAUUGAAAACUGCUCAAACUUGAUGAUUAACGACGUUGAUAUUGAUGAUUUCAAUCAUCCUAGUAAACUGACAAAGAGUCCCAACUAUAAAGUCCUACAAAGUGAAGUAUUGGCAAAUAUUCAACAGCAGAUACAUCAUGUCAAUUUGUCCAACUUGGAACCUACCAUUUCUUCAAUUCUACACAGUGUGAAAACCUAUAAUAUAUAG